GCGUGGGCUUCCCUCGGGCUCUCUCCUCCUCUCUCCUCUCUGCACAUUUGCUUGCAGACCAACGCCAUUGUGCAAAUCGACAAGGAAGAAGACAAGAAAUCAUGGUUUCUGAGAAGUUUUACCUGCGCCUGCUCACCUUUGUGGCCCUACUGACUGUACUGGCUCUCUCAGAUGUUGCUAGUGAGAACACACUGGAAAAACUCUUGAUGAAAAAAGUGGAUGGUGAUGUAAAGUCAGCUGCAGCUGUGGCUGUGACUCCCUCCAAGGCCAAACAGUUCCUGGCCUCCCUUAAAAGGCCCAAAAGACACCUGUGGGACCGCAGCCGCCCUGACGUUCAGCAGUGGAUCCAACAGUUCAUGUACAUGGGAUUUGAUGAAGCAAGACUUGAAACUGAUCUCGCCUAUUGGAUGGACCAGCACCAAUCCAAUGACCAAGGUCGCCAGCAUCACUAUGAUGAAAACUCUCCCAUGGGGCCUCGAAACGCUGGAUCAUACAGAUAUGGAGCAAAUGUCAACUAUGACUACUACUAAAACACCUUGUUCUCCCAGAACCACGUCACUGCUGCCAAGAAUAUGUUUCGAAGGCAUAACCACUCUGAUUUACUGCAGUGAUGUCAGCUUGCUUCUUUCUUUUGUAGCUUGUACUUCUUUUUGUAAAUUGUAUUAACAGAUAGAAAAUCAAGAAAAAGUCAAUUUUUAAGGAAUAGUUCACAAAUAAAUGGAAAUUCUAUCAUUACUUUUACUACAAAAAUACAAAAAAUCCCAGAAAAAUACCAUAAAUGUAACCCAUAUGAUAAAUUUAUGCGAUGAAAAGACUGAAAUGUUCAUCAUUACUGAUAAUCUUUUAUUCCAUUGAAGCAUUUUAGAGCUUGACAGUCACAGUCCUCAUUCACUUUCGUUAUAGUGAAAACAAGGAUAUUUUUUAAAAAUGUCUUAUGGGUUUGAAACAUGAGGGCGAGUAAAUGAUGACGGAAUCAUUUUUGGGUGGAAUAUCCAAAGUGGUAGUUGCGUAGACUGUCAAUGGAGGGACAGAAAACUCUCAGAUUUCAUUAAAAUAUCUUCAUUUGUGUUGCGUUCAUUUGUGAAUUAUCCCUUUAAGGUCUUCUAUCUGGUGUAGUUUUCAAAAGGCUGAAAGCAGUGUUACAAUAAAGAACACAAAACCUUUA
Ctenopharyngodon idella (grass carp) is the source of this 1165-nucleotide messenger RNA. It is a transcript of the gene ecrg4a, whose product is annotated as ECRG4 augurin precursor a. Bases 102 to 530 code for a protein of 142 amino acids. Gene Ontology annotation, biological process: regulation of cell population proliferation; central nervous system development; cellular senescence. The record is from RefSeq and is a predicted model, not a curated record. The transcript has 4 exons. Lineage: Eukaryota; Metazoa; Chordata; Actinopteri; Cypriniformes; Xenocyprididae.